Agrilus planipennis (emerald ash borer) is the source of this 1050-nucleotide messenger RNA. Its product is annotated as caspase-1-like. NCBI's taxonomy places the organism in Eukaryota, Metazoa, Arthropoda, Insecta, Coleoptera, Buprestidae. Gene Ontology annotation, biological process: proteolysis; apoptotic process. Gene Ontology annotation, cellular component: cytoplasm. Bases 97 to 741 code for a protein of 214 amino acids. The transcript is spliced from 3 exons. The record is from RefSeq and is a predicted model, not a curated record.
ACAACCGUAUGUGACGCAGCACCAACUCAUAGCAAAGAUGAAUAUACUUUGCCAAUCCUAAACAGUACAAUUUCUAAAGAUUCCUAUGUUUUUCCUAUGAACUAUAAGCAGCGUGGAAGAGCUAUAAUAUUUAAUCACUACAAAUUUCAAACGCUGAAUUCAAGGGACGGUACUGAUUUAGAUGAAAAGAAUUUGAAGAAACGCCUCUCCGCCUUGAAUUUCGAUAUAAAAGUGCACAGAGACUUAAAAUACAUGGAAAUCUAUCAAACACUUCAAACAGCUGCUGAAGACAAACACGAAGAUGUGGGUUGCCUUAUGAUAAUUGUUCUAACACACGGAGAAAGCAAUGGUUUACAUGCUUAUGAUCACAUGUAUUCUGUUGAUACGUUAUGGACCCCUUUUGUGGGAAAUAAAUGUCCGUCGUUAGUUGGAAAGCCAAAAAUUUUUCUCAUUCAGGUAACCAUUUUUUAUUUUGUAGGUUAUUACUCCUGGCGAAGCCCUUUAAAUGGAUCAUGGUUUAUUGAGUGCCUUUGUAAGGAAUUGGAAAAACACGCGUCUGAACGUGAUUUUCUUACCAUACUAACAUUCGUUAAUAGGAGGAUGGCAAUUGACUAUGAAAGCAAUGUUCCUGACGUAGCCUAUAUGCACAAAAAAAAACAAAUCGGAUCUAUAAUGACCACCUUGACACGUCUGCUCUACUUCUACGAACAUAACCUCAUAUUGGAAGAGGGUACAGAGUAGGUAUACAUAAUCUACUCAUACUGUAUCUUUUUUUUUUUUUAAUAAAAUUAUGAUUGGUGUGUACCAAAAGCCUUCCAGAUGUAAGUGAAUAUGUACCAUGACCAAAGUUUUUUAACUAUAUAUAUAUAGCAGCAUAAGUUAAUUCUCUUAUGUAUAAAGAAUUUAAUACCUACAGAACUGAACUAAACCAUCUUCUUCGGAAUAUACCCGUUUGAAGUUUGAAGUGAACAAUGUGAAAGAAAUUUGAAAACUUUUGUUCUUUGUAUUAGGUUUAGCAGUUUUUUUUUUUAAUAAAUUAAGUAUAAUUCA